UUCUUUCUGCCCUCGACGGGGACAACGUGUGAUGACGCCUGAAAUAACUUGGUCGACACUGUUCUUCUCUCACAAUGCCAACCGCACCUGGCUGCCGAAGCGCGACCAUAGGACAGAAGGUUGGCCACUGACUGGCAAUCCACUGCCGCUCCUCAUCAUUACGGCCGCUUACGUGUACUUCGUCAAGGUGGCCGGUCCCCGAUGGAUGUCCCACCGCAAACCCUUCGACCUGAAAGCCUGCAUCCUCGUCUACAACCUGUCGGCCACCCUGCUCAGCGCCUUCUUCGGGUGCCGCUUCGUAAAGCUCGCGUACUGGGACCUUGGCCACGCCUUUCUGCAGGACCUCGACACGAUAGACUCGCCCGCGAGCCGUGACAUCUUGCGCUUGUCCUGGUGGCUUUACAUGUUCAAGCUGUGCGAGCUCGCCGACACCGUGUUCUUUGUGCUGCGCAAGAAGAACCAGCAAAUCAGCGCGCUGCACGUCGUGCACCACGUGAUCGUCGCCUGGAACUUGUGGAUGAACGUGACCUACGGCGCUCAGUCACACAUGACGUUCAUCAUAUGCCUGAACAGUUUUGUGCACGUGUUCAUGUACUCGUACUACUUCCUGGCGGCGCUUGGACCCGCCUACAAGCGGCUACUCUGGUGGAAGAAGUACAUGACCAUGAUGCAGAUUUCGCAAUUUGUCCUUCUGUUCGUGCAUGGUGUGGGCAUGGUGUUCGCCAAGGGAAACUUCGUGGGGCUCUUCGUGUGGCUCGAGGCAGCACAGGCGAUCCUGUUAUUCGUUUGGUUCAGCAUUUUCUAUGUCCAAGCGUACUCAAAAAAGAAACUGUAGGUCCAUGCAUAGUAAUGUCAGUGAAAAAGGGCGUUUUUUUCCCUUCAAGCCUCUUCGACAUGAGCGAGCUAACUGGUCUAUCUUCAAGGUAGUGUGUAGGCAACUGUCCUUU
Molecule: messenger RNA, 947 nt
Organism: Rhipicephalus sanguineus (brown dog tick)
Lineage: Eukaryota; Metazoa; Arthropoda; Arachnida; Ixodida; Ixodidae
Product: elongation of very long chain fatty acids protein 7
Exons: 1
Coding region: 32-835 (267 amino acids)
Biological process (GO): fatty acid elongation, monounsaturated fatty acid; fatty acid elongation, polyunsaturated fatty acid; very long-chain fatty acid biosynthetic process
Cellular component (GO): endoplasmic reticulum membrane
Molecular function (GO): fatty acid elongase activity
Source: RefSeq, a predicted model, not a curated record